AGAUCCCACCAAAGCUCGGCCUGCCCUCCCCACGCUGCUGGACAGCCCGGCUGGUCGAUAAAGGAUGAAGACUGUCUGUACCAUUUUGAUUACCUCUUCUAGGGUUCAAAGAGAAUCAUUUCCCCUGACCUCCAUUUGCUAAUGGCUCAGCUCGAUCUAACUGGCACACAGAUAAACGUGCUGUUAAACAAAAGUUACAGUAGCAGGAAGCACCUGAGUGCCCCAAGCUCCUCUGCCCGUGGCGGUGGCUCUCUGUGACCAGCCAGAAGCCGAGUGACACAGUCCUGAGCGCUGCUCCCGAGGAGUUUGGGUGUGAACGGACAGUGCUGGCACCCCGAGAGAUGAGACAAAGGACCCUGCACCCCGACAGCUCAGCGAGCUCCAAAGAUGAGAGUCCUGCACACCGAGCUCUGUGCUCUGUCUCCAGAGUGAUCUUCGUUCCUGUUAAGCUCACCUCACUGCUGGUCACGAGUUUUGCUUUUGGGAUUUAGACCACCUCUUUUUCCCCCCCGUUUUACACAAAGACUGUUAAUAGGACUGUUAGUGGAAUGAGCAAAGCCAAUACUCGCAGGGUUUAACUGUGUACCGAUAGCACCUUUUGCCCAGAAUGCCUUACCGGUGCCGCCCAGCCCGCGUGUCCCGGCGUACGACUCGGCCUGACGGUUCCGCUGCCUCAGGCACCACCUCGGCCUCCCGAGCUGACUUUUAGGGACGUUUCCGCACGUAGCAUCUCAUCCAGCGAGUCAGACAGCACCCGGCUGCCCGGUCCGGGGCUCUCUCCGUGACCACGAGUGCGCCCCGCGGGCCGAUGCCGUCCGGCUGAGCUGCGGAGGCGCCUGCGGCAUGGCGCAGGGAGGGGAGGCAGGCGCUCCUCCCGUGCGCCUCUGGGUGCGGCGCGUGGGGGUUUACUGCGAUGAGCACCGCAAAACCUGGCUCGUGGCUGCGGAAGAGGAGGAAGGUAUGCUGAGGGCUCGGAUCCAAAGAGUUCAGGUUCCCCUGGGUGAGGCGCUGCGACCCAGCCAGCUCCCCCCAUCCCGGCUGCCUCACAUGUGGCAGCUGUCCCAGGGUGAGCAGUACAGGGAUAGUAACUCUCGCGUUUGGGAGAUAGAGCACCAUCUCAUGCUUGGUGGUGUUGAAGAACUGCUGCUUAAACUCGUGCCUGGGGAUUAAUCUGUUCCUGAACAUGUCCCGGAAGGAUCCCUGCCAGAAACAAGCCUGUGAAAUACAGAAAUGCUUGCAAG
Messenger RNA from Onychostruthus taczanowskii (white-rumped snowfinch), 1241 nucleotides. RefSeq names its product mature T cell proliferation 1 (gene MTCP1). The transcript is spliced from 5 exons. The record is from RefSeq and is a predicted model, not a curated record. Gene Ontology annotation, molecular function: protein serine/threonine kinase activator activity. NCBI's taxonomy places the organism in Eukaryota, Metazoa, Chordata, Aves, Passeriformes, Passeridae. The coding region runs from base 844 to 1170 and encodes 108 amino acids.